Messenger RNA from Anolis carolinensis (green anole), 1171 nucleotides. It is a transcript of the gene cdk2ap2, whose product is annotated as cyclin dependent kinase 2 associated protein 2. Gene Ontology annotation, cellular component: cytoplasm; nucleus; microtubule. The record is from RefSeq and is a predicted model, not a curated record. Lineage: Eukaryota; Metazoa; Chordata; Lepidosauria; Squamata; Anolidae. The coding region runs from base 432 to 836 and encodes 134 amino acids. The transcript has 4 exons. Gene Ontology annotation, biological process: negative regulation of G1/S transition of mitotic cell cycle; regulation of microtubule cytoskeleton organization.
UCAUCGGCGGCGGCCGCGCGCGGGGGCUCGGCUCUUCUGAGCGCGAGGACAGGACAGGCCAGUGGGGACGAAGAGGGGAGGGCUAGAGGCGCGCGUGCGUCACGCUCUAUCAGGGCGCGAGGACAGACAGACAGAGAGAAGGAAGACACGCUCGAAGAGCUGAGGUGCGUGCCUUCCUGCCUGCCUUGCGGUCUGUGGGACAAGGCGAAGGAGGAAGGAAAGAAGGACGGAAGGAAGGGGGAGGGGUGACAGAGACAGAAAGAAAGAGUGAGUGCUGCAAUAGCCAAUUAGAAGGCAGGGCUGAGGUGUUCCUUCACCAAUCGGGGCGGGGGGGCGUUGCCUGUGUGAGCGCGCCGGCCAAUCGCACGAGCGGCAUCCAGAGCCGCGCGCCAAUCGCUGGCCAGGAAACACCCGCGAGCGCGGAGCCGGGGAUGUCCUACAAGCCCAUCGCGCCCGCCCCCGCCAGCUCCGGAGCCGCCGGCACCAGCAGCAGCAGCAGCAGCGCCAGCCCCGCCCCCGGAGCCCCGCCGCUCGCCACGAGUGUCCCAUCUCCAUCUGGAUCUGUCCCUGGAGCAUCAGCCUCCUUCCGACCUCUCUUCAACGAUUUUGGCCCCCCAUCAAUGGGCUACGUGCAGGCUAUGAAGCCACCAGGUGCCCAAGGCUCCCAGAGCACGUACACAGACUUGCUUUCUGUCAUUGAGGAGAUGGGCAAGGAGAUCCGGCCCACCUAUGCAGGCAGCAAGAGUGCUAUGGAGCGGCUGAAACGAGGGAUCAUACAUGCUCGGGCUCUGGUAAGGGAGUGUCUAGCAGAGACAGAGCGUAAUGCCCGUACGUAACAGUUACUUCCUCUUGGCACUGCCCUGGGAGAGGAGGAUUUUGGCUCUUUCCUGCCGAUCCGCAUUUGGUUCUCCCCUGCCCUUUCAAAUCUUUCCAACCAAUCAGUGUCUCACUCCUAGGAUGGUGAUCACCUUCAAAGACCUUUAUGACAAUUGGCACCUGAAGCUUCUUCUAUUGCAUCACAGAACUUCCCACCAAUUAGCACUCUGGGAAUGGGUGCAGAAAGAGUUAAUUGCACACACCUUUCAGUCAACCAGUGAGAAUAAUGGCUGGUGGCAAGUCUUUAUAAAAUUUUCGGGAUUUUUUUAAUAAAAGAAAGGCUUUGGAAUUUGGA